This is a messenger RNA of Protopolystoma xenopodis, 483 nucleotides long. The record is from the annotation of a GenBank genome assembly. NCBI's taxonomy places the organism in Eukaryota, Metazoa, Platyhelminthes, Monogenea, Polystomatidea, Polystomatidae.
UUCUUCUCUUGUGGCGAAACUACUGCUAUUCAGAGUUCUGUCUCACCAGUCCCUUUAGCCAGCCGGUUGCCAGCUUCUCUUCUCGCCGACAUUUCAUUGUUUGACCAGACACUUUCUCGACUAAUGGGUGAUUGGAGUCGAGCUCCAGAUGUCGUCUUUACUGUGAGCCAGCACGAUGGUAGCUUUGUUUCAUGGCUAGUGCAUGGCCUGGAUCAGGCGACCAACUGCCCCGUCGGUCUUCAAUAUCUUUCUGUUCCAGUUUUUGGCUUCCCCAUUUCCAUCUCGAGUAGCCCAGCUGGGGCCAAUGUCUAUCACGAGGUUACCGGUUCUUGGCGAUCGGGUCGCGCGAUCACGGCAACGGGGGCUGGCACUUCAUCCGUCUCCUCUGGGCCCAGCAGUGGUUCGGCAACCACCAGCAGUUCAGGCGGUCCUGCCAGGAUAUGGACGCGCCGCCCUGGACAGGUUUGGUUUUACUACUUUUAA